CCUCUUUCAGACGCACGUGGUUGAGCCCCCACUCCUGUUAUUGAGUGCACUUUCGACUACAACGGCGCAAAAAUUGCUGAUCUGUUAGAUCAAAAACGACUUUAGAGCUACGAUAAGAAAAUACAGAUUUUUUACAUAAUCCAGUGGUUUAUUUCGAAAUCGUGGAAAUUUCCAACUCGACCUUUCAAGCGUAUAUUGUGGCAAAUAAACAACAGGAUAUACAGCCAUAAUUGAGCCGUCCAAAAUGUCUGAAAAAACAGAUGCAGUUAAGCUUGGAAAACAGCUUAAUGAGGGGAAGACCAAGAUCGUGUAUGAGAUUACCUCACAACCAGGCAAAGUGCUACUACAAUCAAAGGACAAGAUCACGGCAGGAAAUGCUGCUAGGCAACACGAGAUGAAAGGAAAAGCUAUUGUAUCCACGGCAACUGCUGCUAAGGUGUUUGAGUUACUGGCUAUUGCUGGUGUUAAGUCCCACUUCAUCAAGCAACACAGUGAUACAGCUUUUAUUGCCGAAGCAUGUGACAUGAUCCCUAUAGAGUGGGUCACCAGGAGAGUCGCCACGGGUUCCUUUCUCAAACGUAACCCUGGGGUCACUGAGGGCUACAGGUUCUGUCCUCCUAAACUUGAAAUGUUUUAUAAGGACGAUGCUGCUGGUGACCCACAGUGGUCAAGGGAACAGAUCCUUGAGAGUAAGAUGACCCAUGGUGGCCUCCUUAUUGGUCCAGACGAGGUGGACAUGAUGUCCAAGGUGACCAUUUGUGUGUUUGAGAUCUUGGAGAAAGCCUGGGCAACACUGGAUUGCAGCCUGAUAGACAUGAAGAUAGAGUUUGGAGUCAAUAACAAGGGUGAGAUUGUCUUGGCUGACAUCAUUGACAGCGACUCCUGGCGGCUGUGGCCCUCUGGUGACAAACGCCUGAUGAAGGACAAGCAGGUGUACAGAGACAUGGCCGAGGUCACGGAGGAGGGACUGGCAUUAGUGAAGAGAAACUUUGAGUGGGUGGCAGAAAGAUUGGACCAUUUGACCCCAAAGCCAAACUGCAGAGCAGUGGUCUUUAUGGGUUCUCCCUCGGAUUUUGCCUUUAGUCAGAAGAUAGCUGAAACUUGUCAAAAAUAUGGCCUCCCAUGUGAGAUGAGGGUUUCGUCUGCUCACAAAGGGACGGAUGAGACCUUGAACAUUUUGGCUCAAUAUGAAGGUGAAAAUAUCCCCACUGUGUUUAUAGCAGUGGCUGGCAGAAGCAAUGGUCUUGGUCCAGUCUUGUCUGGCAAUGCCAGCUGGCCAGUCAUCAACUGCCCACCCAUUAAGGCUGAUUGGGGGAAUGAAGAUGUUUGGUCAUCUUUGAGGCUGCCUUCUGGUCUUGGCUGUUCAACAGUGAUAUCUCCCGAGGCUGCAGGUUUGAUGGCGGCACAGAUAAUGUCCCUUCACGACCACUUAAUCUGGUCCCGCCUACGCGCUAACAAACUCAACACCUGGUUGGGCCUCAAAAAGGUGGACAAAAAGUGUCGCACCGAGCAGACUGUGGAAUAGCCAGUUACUUUGUGUGGGAGUAAAGAUGGCUGAAAUAUGCAGGAGGGGGCAAUGAAAUUUUUAAAUAUAUUCAUCGAAUCUCAAGCUGGAGCAUUGCACAACGUUUAAGUGUCUGUAACAUUACCAAAGAAUGCUAUUUGAAGAUGGGUUGGGUUCAGUUUUAACUGUGGGGAAAUUAUAAUGGACAUAUUCUGGCAACAGGUGAUAUUCCAUAUUGGACAUGAAGAGCGAUGUUAUUAGCUGAUAUUUUCUGUGCACUUUAUAUUUGUAUGGAUUGCACUUGAUUUAGUGUUGUAACUUCUGUGGGGCAUAAUAACUGCAUUAUUUAGAUUUUUUAUUGAAUAUGUUUGCUUUUUACAAUUUUGUUAUUUUCUACUGAGCUUGAAAAUAAUUUUUCUUAUUUGCUUUUGAUAACACUUGCUUUUUGCUAGUUGUGGCUCGUAACUAAAUAUUAAUUGGUUGGUUUGUUUUGGAUUUUGUUUCUUUCUGUUUGUAGAGACAGGAACUUUGUAGUGGCAGGGACACUGUAAACUGCUCAUUACUUUCAAGAUCAAGUUUUUAGUCUCUGUCAGCUGGGAAAAAAUGUGCAGCAAUAUUUAGUCAAGGAUACUAGCCAUUCCAAUUCUAAUCAAUUUGACUAGCUCUAAGAACACUAAAUGUGCCAUAAGUAAUGCUUUUUGUGACUACAAAAAAGUAAGAAAAGACUUGAUGGUGAUACUGUAUUACAGUAGGUAUGUCAGUAUUUGGCAGUUUUGAAACAUUCCAUGAACCACCCAUUUACAUUUAAUGAAUUGUCUCGAGUUUUUGGACCAAAGUGUGGCUUGAUUUACUUGGAUUUAGAAUUUCCCUUAUACUAACAAUUAAACCACGGCUAGCGCGUAGAACAAAAGACUGGGCCGUGCUGUAUUCGACAUACAAGCACGUCAUGUA
This is a messenger RNA of Lingula anatina, 2455 nucleotides long. Its product is annotated as multifunctional protein ADE2. The record is from RefSeq and is a predicted model, not a curated record. Gene Ontology annotation, cellular component: cytosol. Gene Ontology annotation, molecular function: phosphoribosylaminoimidazolesuccinocarboxamide synthase activity. Gene Ontology annotation, biological process: 'de novo' IMP biosynthetic process. Lineage: Eukaryota; Metazoa; Brachiopoda; Lingulata; Lingulida; Lingulidae.